Jatropha curcas is the source of this 1237-nucleotide messenger RNA. Its product is annotated as sterile alpha motif (SAM) domain protein. The record is from RefSeq and is a predicted model, not a curated record. Gene Ontology annotation, molecular function: protein binding. NCBI's taxonomy places the organism in Eukaryota, Viridiplantae, Streptophyta, Magnoliopsida, Malpighiales, Euphorbiaceae.
CCAAAAUUUUAUAAAAAAAUAUGUAAAAAUUUUCAAUCACAACUUACCCAACCACAUUUACUUGCUAUCUUCUCCUUAUCUACUUAGUUUAUAUAUACAUGUCAAGGACCACCUUAUAUUUUUGACACAAAACCAAGAAAAGCAAUGGACUGGUUCACUUGGUUAUCAAGAAGCAAUCUUGACCCUUCUCUAAUCUAUGAAUAUGGCCUUGCAUUUUCAAGAAAUGAGCUCCAAGAAGAAGAUUUAACCUACUUCAACCAUGAAUUUCUUCAAAGUAUGGGUAUUUCAAUUGCUAAGCAUAGAUUGGAAAUUCUCAAGCUUGCUAAGAAAGAUAGAACAAGCACAAAUGGCCUUUCUAAGCUCAUUUUGGCUAUAACUAAAACCAAAAAGAGCCUUAGGAAGUGUAUUUGUAAUUUUGCUUUCCAUGAACAGUCAGUUUUUAAGGCCUUACCGGAGCCGGCCCGAUAUAGAGAGCAAUGGAGAGGAGGAUUGACAAGGAAUUACAAGAGUGAUAAAGAUAUUCAAGUAGAGAAGCAGCCUCCAGUUAUUAAAAUAAGGAGACAGGCAAAAUCAGGACCACUGGAUGGGAGAGUGCCUAAGAAUUUGAUGCUAAAUCAUAGAAGCUUGAAGCUAUCUGGGCCAUUGGAUGGGAGAGUGCCUGAGAAUUUGAUGCUAAAUCAUAGAAACUUGAAGCUAUCUGGGCCAUUGGAUGGGAGACUGCCUGAGAAUUUGAUGCCUGAGAAUUUGAUGCCUAAUAAUAGAAACUUGAAGUUAUCUGGGCCAUUGGAUGAGAAAGUUAAUGAUAGGUUGGUUUUUGCUUAUAGGAGUCCAAUCCCUAAAUUAUAUGGGAAUUCAGAAGGAAGAGUGCAUCAGAGAUUCAUGGCUGGUGGUAAAAGCCCAAGAACACCUGAACCAUUGGAUGGUGGCAAGGACAGAAUGGUAAAUGAUGAUUUUGAUGAUCAAUCACUAUGGACUACACUUUUUCAGGGCAUGAAACCCAAUUGAUCAGGUCCAUUAAUUCUCUUCAAUUUCUUUUUCUUUUUUUCUCGCUACUUUUACUUUUUUUAUGGAGAGGUUUCAUUUGCUCUUCAGAGAAGAGCAACUCUGUACGUCUUAUUUUACUGUUGACAUGAUUUGAGUGUUUCUAUAUUAUGAAUCUUUCUUUAUUCAAGACUCUGAAUUCUGAUGUUGUUGACAAGCCUGCAAACAAGAUUCAAUAAUGUAAUAAUUCAAUGAA